Molecule: messenger RNA, 508 nt
Organism: Schistosoma margrebowiei
Lineage: Eukaryota; Metazoa; Platyhelminthes; Trematoda; Strigeidida; Schistosomatidae
Source: the annotation of a GenBank genome assembly
AUGGGUCACGUUCUGGCAACAUAUAAGGACCCAAAAUCUAUGCCGGAUAUCUUCAAAGGCCCUGUCUUUGAUCCGGUUGACGGUUUUCCUGAGGGCCGCAAGCGUCGAGAGUUCAUACUGACUAACGAAGAAAUGAUAGCUGCAAGACUAAAACCUUACGAACGAGAUUACUGCGCUCACCUUUUGCUAGCUUUCAGGAAAUGCUUAGAUGAACAUGCUAUACCAGCUUUUUUCUGUUCCGAUCAGAAACAUAAAUAUCUUCAUUGUAAAGAAAAUGACCAUUUGUAUAGAAUGAAGGAAUACGAACGUGAACGCCGUCUUUUACACAAGCGUACAUCGAUUUCAGAAUGAUGCAUAAUAACCAGGAUAUCGUAUUGUACAAUAAUCUCGAAGAAAACGAACGAAUACAGACAAUUAUGCCUAGAAGUUUGUUUCAUCUUGCUAAUAGCUGCAUAAUGAACAUUUAGAAAGAGGAUGUUCUUCAAAUUAUUUGUAGUUUAUACUCUAC